AUGCGAUGGGUCAUAUGCAGAGCGAUUUGGAUGUGCCUUGGUGUGUGCACUGUGGGUCAGGAGAGUGGCAUUCCAAAACCUUUUCCGGCAGCGGUGCCGGAGACAUUCAGCGUGGCCCUGCGCAAUGAUGGUGGAAUGGCGCUUCACAAGGGUCACACAGGGGAUGCCGUCGCAUGGGGCAGCUUUCAAGAUGCAAUCAAUUCGACUGGAUGGGCAGUCCUUGAUGUGCAUACAUCACCACUGGCAAGUGGCAACACCCAGAGUUAUGCUGCCGGCUUCCUUGAAGGUGCCUUGACCCACACCCGGAUCACACAGCAUUUGCAGAACAUGUGGGGUGUGGACUUCAAAGGCUACGCAACAGGCACUGUCCCUCAGAAAGUGCGUGACUUCGUCUCUGCGAACAUGGCAUGGAUGGUGAGCAUGGUCAAAGGGAAUCCUUCGGACAACUAUUGGACAACUGUCGGAUACUUGCUGGCGCAGCUCCAUGGACUUGCUGAUGGAUACGAGGCGGCCCGAGACCAUCAGCAAGGAGAGCUACCACUGACUGUCGAGGACAUGCUCAUGCUAGUCAUGGUGGACACCGAUAUGGACGAUGUUGUGACUGCAGUGGUUGCCGAGGGACAUUUCAUCAACGAGCAUUUCUUGCACCGUCGGCAUAAGCGCAGGCACAGGAUGUUCGAUCCCUUUCCGGAGUUCUUCGAAGUUAGCAGGAGGCAUCAUGGGCAUUGCAGUGCCGUGGUUCAGGUGGCGCCAAACUUCGAAGACUUGUGGGUCACCCAUGCAACAUGGGAUGAAUAUCGGGGAAUGCUUCGAAUCAUCAAGUACUUCGACAUGCCACUGCCGGGCACAGAAGUGCAGCGCAUGGCUUUCACAGCUGACCCAGGUGGAUUGUACAGCGCUGAUGACUUCUACGUGCUGGAUUCUCAGCUUGUAGUCAUGGAGACGACAAUCGACAACUACAACAGGUCCCUGUGGUCCAACAUAAAGCCUGAGACCCUGAUGACGUGGGCCAGGGCCAUGGUCGCCAAUCGACUUUCCAAGAAUGGUGCUGAGUGGACUUCCUAUCAAGUGCGUGAUAACAGCGGCACCUGCAACAACCAGUGGAUGGUGGUCGACUACAAGCGCUUCGAGCCUGGCAAGCCCUUGCAGGAUGGGGUGCUGUGGAUUUCGGAGACGAUGCCUGGACAUGCGCAAACGGGCGACGUGACCCAUGUCCUGCGGAAGCAGCACUCAUGGCCCAGCUACAACAUACCUUUCUUCGAGAACAUAUGGAAAGUUGGCGGCUACGAACACCUGCAGGCAAAGACUGGCUCAGAUGACUUCAGUUUCGACCACUGCCCACGUGCCAAGAUGUUCCAGCGUGCGAGGCAGGAAGGCUUCGGGAACUCCCUGAAGUCGCUCAUGGCUUUGAUCAGAUACAAUCGACUGGAUGAUCCUUUGGCCCUUGGGGAUGCCUGCAACGGGAUCAGCGCUAGGUGUGAUCUCAACCCUCAGAAGCAUGUGAGCUACGACUGCUUCGGGGCAAUCGAUGCAAAGGUCGCAAGCUGGAGAUCGAGCAAACACGACCUUUCCUUCCUUGCUGUGUCAUCACCGACUAGAAGCAACGGUGAGCGGCCAUUUGCCUGGAGCCGGGUAAACGACAAGCUCGAUGGCUGCAAGCCUGAGAACCAUAUCGGGCAUCCAGACACCUUCGCUUUCGAAUGGUACAAGAUGCCUGCAAACUGGCCAUCAGCACCUUCUGAGACUCCCAGCUUUUUCGUUUCUGAGCCAAGUUCGUGGCUUUCGUUGGAGAAAGCAGCUGCGAUUUCAAGCAGCCUGGCUUGCAUGUUACUCCUUGCGUGCAUAGUGCAACGAGCAUAUUGCCAAACCGACGGUGACCUUCCAGCCACUCGUUACGAACCGCUGGACGCUUGA
Messenger RNA from Symbiodinium natans, 1914 nucleotides. The record is from the annotation of a GenBank genome assembly. NCBI's taxonomy places the organism in Eukaryota, Dinophyceae, Suessiales, Symbiodiniaceae.